Molecule: messenger RNA, 447 nt
Organism: Salvia splendens (bonfire salvia)
Lineage: Eukaryota; Viridiplantae; Streptophyta; Magnoliopsida; Lamiales; Lamiaceae
Exons: 1
Coding region: 1-447 (148 amino acids)
Source: RefSeq, a predicted model, not a curated record
AUGGCCACAGCAAAUAUGAUUGCAAUUCAUAGUAAGGUAGCAGAGAUCCACCGUGGACCGAUCUGCAGAGAGAAGCUAAACGGAAUGUUGGACGAAUUCUCUAUCCCGAGAUGCUUGUACCUCGGGAUAGAACAAAUCCAGGAGUUCGGGUUCAACCGGACCACAGGCUUCUACUGGAUAAAGCAGGAGAAGAAAACGGAGCGCAAGGUGGAUAAGGUCGGGACUACGUACUUUGACACGCAACUCACCGCAUUCAUCGCGCCACGUCGCGUGUCAAAGAUCACGGGAGUGAAGGGCAAGGAGAUCUUCCUCUCACUCGCAGUUGCUGAAAUACUUGUGGGAGUCCCGGAAAGUGAUAAAGUUAAGUUUGUUAGUACUACUGGUAUUUACAGAGUCCACUCUAUCGCGACCUUUGAACCUACUGUUGUCGGAAUCAAGACAAAAUAG